AUGGCGACACAAACCAUGCAGGCCAUGGGCCCAUCGUCCCUCGACAAGAACGCAAUGGCGCGCAAACCACUCCCCGCGCUGCCCUCGCCCACCCUGACGAACCCGGACAUGGUGCUGCCGAACGAACAGCGCUCGUAUGCGCCGGUCAAUUCUCCGCCGCGGUAUGGGAGGCCGCCGAGUCCGAGUUACCUGCGCGAUUCGACGGCGAACGAGCUGCGCAGUGCGAGGAGUAUGGGGAGUAUGGUCACGCCGGAUAAGAGGGAGAAGCGGGGGUUGAUGAGUCGGAAGAUGAUGUUGUUGAGGAGUCGGACGGCGAGCGGAGGGGUGCAGGUUGCUAAGGAGGAGCCGGUGAAGGACGAGUUUGAGAACUUUGACUCGGCGUAUGGGUCGUCGCCGACGCUGAUGGAUGUUGGGAAUCUUGCGCCGGAGGAGAGGGAGUUAAGGCGGGUGAGUGUUGGGGGCAGCUCAACGGGGAGCGAUGAUAUGGCGUCGCUGCCGCAGUUUUUGGCAAAGUAUGAGAACCAGGAUGCGGCGAGUACGGACGAUGAGGAUGAAGACGAGGUGGUGACUCCGACUGAGCCGCAACACGGUUUGAGUUUUGAGGAUGGGCUGGAAGCGAAGAGGAGACAGCAGGAGGAGGAUGAGCAUACUUCGGCGCUGUUGAGUCAACGGGCAGAGCAGAUUCUGGCGAAUGCGAAGAAGAGGCUGAACCUUAUGGAAGGCAACCUGCGAGGCGCACGAGAUCUGGUCGCACCAUUAACAACUGCUAAUCUCAAGCGCGCCACUUCUGUCGGAUCUUCAUACGUGACACCAACGAAAAGCUACGGGGCGAGGAACAGAGCCAUCUACGACCGGCCUCACUACGAGCGCACGAACACGAGACAGCAGAAACGACUCUCAGCACAAGCCAGCGCUCCUCACUUGGCAGAAGACUUUCACCAGGGACACUCACGUGGAUUCAGCGAGACCGAAAUACCGGACCGACCGUACACAGCCUUUGAGCAGAACGCUGACCACAUCAUACCGAACGGCCGGACUCCGAACAAGAUGCCAGAGUCUGCUCGGAACAACCCUUUACGGGGAAGCAGGAGCUACGAUUCACUGGGCAAACUCCAGCUUCGAAAAACGCGAAUGCAAGGCUCACCUGACCCCAGUCUUGAACCACUGGCCGAAGACGAAGGACAGCAGUACCACGCCAUGUCCACCCCGUUCGAUCGCCGUGGCUCAACCGACAGCAGCGUCGGUACUAACCGCUCUGAAUCCCGCACCGAAGAUCUACGGGAGCAAAUGAGCAGUCUGAAAGGCCGCAUUUCGAGCUUGCGCGACCGCGCACGUGAGGAUAAUCUUCGCCGGCAGAGCAUGCUCAACUUGCGCGAACCUUCGCCGCUGAAUAAUGCUACGGUGUAUCCGCCGGAGCUCUUCUAUACUUCGUCGCCGGCGUACGGGCAGCCGGCGCUGGAUACUAAUGCGGGCGUGGGGUGGUCAUCGAAGGAGAAUAGUCCUGUUGUGGCGAAGGGGGUGGAGCAGGUUUGGGCGCCUCCUGAGCAAGGGUUUACGGGGAGUAGGAAUGCGUUUGCUGAGCAGGAGCGGAUGGCGCAGCAGCACACGGUGGGAGAGGAGAGGAGAGGCAGUGUUGAAAGUGUGCAGCGGGAUGCCGGGAAGGGGAGGCGGCCGAGUAGGGAUCUUCUGGAUACGGGCCUAGGAAUCUCGCACCAGCGGACGACGAGCGGGACGGCUAUUGUUCAGUCUUCUAAGCAUCGGUACUCGCACCAUCAGCAGCAGCAGCAGCGAUCUAAAGAUCUGGCGAACGGCGUCAAGAACACGAGGAGUGUGACUGCUACACCGAUCGACGACACCCACUCCGAAGCAGGCGACAGCGUCUACGAAGACGCCUCCUCCGACCCACCGCCGCCCGUCGUCGCCCACGAAGACCGCGAGGACGCUUUCGACUAUAAGAACUUCUUCCUCCUCUCCGCGGUCAAAACUUACGGGCGCCGGGGGUCGACGUCCAGCGAGACAUCGACGACAUCAACGGCUACGGCUCGCGGACCUUCUGCCGCCGCUGGCGCGAUCGCAGACGGCGACGAUGCGUUCGCGGAUGAUGAACGCGUGCACUACCCGCCUCCUUCACCGGAGACACCAGAGCGACUAAGAGAGAUUGAGAGAAGUCUAGGCGCGAGUCUGCACAAACGCACCAUGUCGACCGAAAGCACAAGCACCGUGGCCACUUUCGCCACUGCGACGGAGGGAUGGGACGAGGAUGAAGAAGUCGAGUGGCCUAUGCCUGGCCCUUCCUCCCCUAAACGACCUUCCUCCCGGCCUGGCACGGCGAUCCAACUCACCCACCCCCAGCUCACUUCCGCAGCGCGCAGCGACUCCUCCUCCGAACGCGCCGACUCCGGCGUCGGCGGCUUCUCCCACCGCUCACACAGCAUUAAGCGUCCCGCGCCUAAAUCGCUCUCCCGACCUUCCACAUCACCCUCGCUUCCAGUCGCGAGCCCGCCGAUGUCUCCCAGCAUGGUCGCAGAUCCGACGACGGUCGCGGUGAACGCGCUGUUAGCUGGUGUAAGUGGUGGAGGGAUCAAGGGGCUGGGGUUGAAGGAGAAGGCGUUGGUUUUUGGGGUUGUGGAGGGGUUGGGGAGGGUGGUUAGGGGGUUGGGGGAGGGUGGGGAGAGGGGUGGGGGUGUGAAGGAAGGGGAGUUGAGGCGGAGGCUGGAGAGGGCGAGGAGGGCGUUGGAGGGUAAUUGA
Messenger RNA from Saxophila tyrrhenica, 2748 nucleotides. RefSeq lists its product as uncharacterized. The record is from RefSeq and is a predicted model, not a curated record. The transcript is spliced from 2 exons. NCBI's taxonomy places the organism in Eukaryota, Fungi, Ascomycota, Dothideomycetes, Mycosphaerellales, Extremaceae. The coding region runs from base 1 to 2748 and encodes 915 amino acids.